Messenger RNA from Trachymyrmex cornetzi, 1047 nucleotides. RefSeq names its product troponin C type I (gene TpnCI). Lineage: Eukaryota; Metazoa; Arthropoda; Insecta; Hymenoptera; Formicidae. The coding region runs from base 304 to 783 and encodes 159 amino acids. The record is from RefSeq and is a predicted model, not a curated record. Gene Ontology annotation, molecular function: calcium ion binding. Gene Ontology annotation, cellular component: myosin II complex. The transcript is spliced from 6 exons.
CAAACGCGUCCUCGACGAUUGGCUGGAGCCAGACUGGGGCGCGGUCCGCGAUCGGUCACGCAACCGCUAUAUCGCCCCAUUCGAAUAUUAUCGCGACGCUACGUCGUCUCGUAGCAGUACGUCAAAUCGACGACGAGGCUUGGAUUCAUCGAUCUCACGUUUUCGUUUGUAAAUCCUUCUCGAAAGCAAGCCGCGCGCCUGUGAGACUCGGGUCGAAAUCGGUCGAGUAACACCUCGGUGUCUUAAGUAGAGUAACAAAAAAAAAAAAGAGAAAAGAAAACAGUCGAAUUUCGCGCCGCCACCAUGGUAUGUUCUAUCGAUGAUAUUGCUGAUGAGCUGCCGCCAGAACAACUUGCCGUUCUGCGCAAAGCUUUCGAUAGCUUCGACAGUGGAAAGAGCGGCAGCAUCCCUACUGAAAUGGUCGCCGAUAUCCUUCGGCUAAUGGGACAACCGUUCAACAAGAAAAUCUUGGACGAGCUCAUCGACGAGGUCGACGCCGACAAAUCUGGGCGGCUUGAGUUUGAUGAAUUCGUCACGUUGGCAGCGAAGUUUAUUGUUGAGGAGGACGCUGAGGCGCUGGAAAAGGAGCUACGAGAAGCUUUCAGGCUUUACGACAAGGAAGGUAAUGGUUACAUCCCAACGACGUGCCUACGCGAAAUCUUAAGAGAAUUGGAUGAUCAACUGACGAAAGAAGAAUUGGAUAUGAUGAUCGAGGAAAUCGACUCUGAUGGCUCCGGUACAGUAGAUUUUGAUGAGUUUAUGGAGAUGAUGACCGGUGAAUAAUCACUUUGAAUGAAUGGUGAACUGCUUUUGAAUCCAAAGACACUUAUGCAAUCCAUGCAAUCACGUCUUGAAAUUAAUCAUUCGCGUGUUUAUGAGGAAUUAAUGCACAUCGAGUUUGUUCGCACAGAGAUAUUUUCCAUUUCAUGAUUAGUCUCGAAAGCAAAUUCCCACCAUAAACGUCGCAUCGAAUGAAUUGUACUUUCUGCUUUUAUACACAUACGUCAUAUUUAUUAUAAAACAAUAAAUUUUACUUUCAUACACUUA